This is a messenger RNA of Plodia interpunctella (Indianmeal moth), 1045 nucleotides long. It is a transcript of the gene E2f2, whose product is annotated as E2F transcription factor 2. Gene Ontology annotation, cellular component: RNA polymerase II transcription regulator complex. The record is from RefSeq and is a predicted model, not a curated record. NCBI's taxonomy places the organism in Eukaryota, Metazoa, Arthropoda, Insecta, Lepidoptera, Pyralidae. The transcript is spliced from 7 exons. The coding region runs from base 94 to 846 and encodes 250 amino acids. Gene Ontology annotation, biological process: regulation of transcription by RNA polymerase II. Gene Ontology annotation, molecular function: protein dimerization activity; RNA polymerase II cis-regulatory region sequence-specific DNA binding; DNA-binding transcription factor activity, RNA polymerase II-specific.
AUAUCAGGGCUACCAAUAUUAGAAUCCCGCCGCGACGCAAAAUUUUAUUGUGAUCUAUAAUUCUGUGCAAAUUUAUUUGAUUAUUUUAAAAGAAUGGCGGAUAAUAAUAUGUACAAUAGAUAUGAAAAAUCGUUAGGACUUCUCACAACCAGAUUUGUAACAUUGCUACAGAAAGCAAAAGAUGGGGUUUUGGAUUUGAAAAUCGCUACAAAUCUAUUGGCUGUUCGUCAAAAAAGACGUAUUUAUGAUAUCACCAAUGUAUUGGAAGGCAUUGGCCUUAUAGAAAAAAAAACCAAGAACGCUGUUCAAUGGAAGGGUGCUGGUCCAGACUGUAAUACCAAUGAUAUUGGUCGGAAGGUUACAUUGUUGAGGCGACAGAUUGGUCGUAUUGAGGAAAAAGAGCAGGUUCUCGAUAAACAAAUACACUGGAUUUCUCAAAGUAUAAAGAAUGUUUUGGAAGACAUGGACAAUCGUGAAUUGUUUUAUGUUAAUGAAGCUGAUGUCAAUAAAUGCACGCCACCAGAUAGCCAAGUGUUAAUUUUAGAAACUGCUCUCGGUACUGACAUAUCUGCAUCAGUUUUGGGUCCAAAGGACAAGGACCCACAAUAUAGUUUGCAUGUUAAAUCAGUGGAGCCAAUAAAUGUUAUGCUGCUUUGUGACAGAGAGAGAGAGGAGGCAAUGGAAGAAGAUGAUACUGAUAAAGAAGUUGAAGGUUAUACAGAAAAUGGAAAGAGUACGCGUAAUGAUUAUCUACUGCGCCUGACUCCGCCAGUCACAAAACAUGACUAUUCAUUUACAUUAUGUGGCUCGGAAGGAUUAUGUGAUUUAUUUGAUAUUCCAUGUUAGUCUUGGUUUAUUUGUAUUCUUUUUAUUAUAUUUGUUGAAAUGAGUUUUUGGAAAGACAUUUUUUUAUUAAGAAUUAUAUUUUUGAUCAUGUUGGAGUUUAUGUAAAUGUAAAUAAAUCAUGUACAUAUAAAUUUUAAUAUACCGUGUAUGAGAACAUUUUGUGAAAUGAGGAUCAAAAUAAAACUGACAUUAUAUACAA